AUGAUUCGAAUGGGUUUAUACAGCGCCACUCGUUCUCUUGCGCUGGUCGCCGUCAGUGUGAUACUGGCUCCUUGGUCGAUUGCAUUGGCGUUGCUGGUCAUUUUCUUCCGACCAUGGGCAUCGAUGCUGGGAUCAUCAAGAUAUCCAAAGCCGAAAUGCCUCAGUCCAGUCAGGAGCCGAACAGUUCUCGUCACUGGGGUUGGCAUGGCCAAAGGCUUGACAAUUGCGCGCGCCUUUUAUCUCCAGGGUCAUCGGGUUGUGGGUGCUGAUUUCGAGAACCAAGCCAUUCCUUGCUCCGGGCGGUACUCAAAGGGCCUCUCGAAAUUCAGAUCAAUGAAAUCACCGUCUUCUUCCGUACAGUCCUCGCGAAGCUACGUUCAGCAGAUGCUGCGGAUAGUCAGGGAAGAAGAUGUCGAUCUCUGGGUAUCUUGCUCCGGCGUCGCUAGUGCCCUCGAGGAUGCCAAGGCCAAGGAGCUCAUUGAGCGGGAAACAAGAUGCAAGUGUAUCCAAUUCGGGGUCCAAGAAACGGAAACAUUGCAUGAAAAGGACUUGUUCAUGCGCGAGGCACAUAGACUCGGUCUGCCCGUUCCAGAAACACACAACUUGACAUGCCCAGACGAUGCUCUAAACAUAUUAUUGAAAUUCCAUGGCAUGUCUCCAGCCCGCAAGUUUAUACUCAAAACCGUUGGAGUGGACGAUGCCAAUCGCGGGAACAUGACGCUCCUCCCACUCGACACCAAAGAGGCAACAAAGAGGUACAUAUCCCGCCUCUCCAUCAGCCCGCAACGUCCCUGGAUCCUUCAAGAAUUCAUCACAGGAGGCGAAGAGUAUUGUACUCACGCCUUGAUUGUCCGGGGAGAGGUCAAGUGCUUCGUAGCCUGCCCAAGCGCCGAGCUCCUCAUGCACUACCGGGCCCUGGAACCCCAAUCGGCGCUGUCGCGGGCCAUGCUGGCCUUUACGCGCGAGUACAUUUUUCGCUCGCCCAACUCGGAGCAGUUCACGGGCCACCUGAGCUUUGACUUCAUGGUCCGGGACAGCGCCGUGGAUGAGCACACAAUUGAGCGGUCCCUCUACGCCAUUGAGUGCAAUCCGCGCGCCCACACGGCCGUGACGCUCUUUGCCCAGCAGCAACACGGCAGCGGCGGUGACGGCGCUGCCACAACGUCAGCCAUGGUCAAGGCGUACCUGUCGGCCCUCGAGGAGACGCCCGAGAGCUAUGCUCAUGUACUGAAGCAGAAUGGACUGCGGGAGGAAAUGAUUGUGUUCCCUCCCAAGAGCACACUGCCAAGAUUCUGGAUCGCUCAUGAUCUUUUCACUCUUGUUCUCCAGCCCAUAUUGAACUUUGUUGCCGGCCAAAAGUCUGUUCAUCAGCUUUUCUGUUGUUUAACGGAGUUCCUGAUUCAUGUUUUGACUUGGAAGGAGGGCACUUUCGAGGUAUGGGAUCCGUGGCCAGCUGUAGUGUUGUACCAUGUUUACUGGCCCCUCACCAUACUAUCGGCAUGGUGGAGAGGAGAUGAUUGGAGUAGGGUCAAUGUUAGUACGACAAAGAUGUUUGCCUGCUGA
This is a messenger RNA of Pestalotiopsis fici W106-1, 1563 nucleotides long. RefSeq lists its product as uncharacterized. Gene Ontology annotation, molecular function: ATP binding; metal ion binding. NCBI's taxonomy places the organism in Eukaryota, Fungi, Ascomycota, Sordariomycetes, Amphisphaeriales, Sporocadaceae. The transcript has a single exon. The coding region runs from base 1 to 1563 and encodes 520 amino acids. The record is from RefSeq and is a predicted model, not a curated record.